Molecule: messenger RNA, 1021 nt
Organism: Populus nigra (black poplar)
Lineage: Eukaryota; Viridiplantae; Streptophyta; Magnoliopsida; Malpighiales; Salicaceae
Product: axial regulator YABBY 1-like
Exons: 7
Coding region: 201-845 (214 amino acids)
Biological process (GO): regulation of leaf development; cell fate commitment; regulation of shoot apical meristem development
Cellular component (GO): nucleus
Source: RefSeq, a predicted model, not a curated record
CUCUGCUCUCUUGUUGUAUCUACGAGACCAAAUAGAUCACCUUUCUUACACAACUCUCUCAUACUAAUCAAAGAAAAAGGCAGAUCCAAGGUAUAGGUUAAGCUGUCAAUCUAUCAAUCAAUCAUCAAUCAAUCAACUCAGAGAUAGAGAGCAAUCACCAAUCAAUUUUUUUUUAAAGCACUUGAAAAGGGUUAAACACCAUGUCCAGCUCUUCUUCCUUAUCUCUGGACCACCUCCCUCCCUCCGAGCAGCUCUGUUAUGUCCAUUGCAACAUUUGUGACACUGUGCUUGCGGUGAGUGUUCCUUGCACCAGCUUAUUCAAGACAGUUACUGUUCGAUGUGGUCACUGCACCAAUCUCCUUCCCGUCAACAUGCGUGGGUUGUUUUUGCCUUCUGCUAGUCAGUUCCCCUUGGGUCACAAUCUCUACUCUCCUUCUCAUAAUCUCCUGGAUGAUCAGAUCCCAAACCCAACUCCAAACUUCUUGAUCAAUCAAACCCAUGUGAAUGACUUUAGCGUUACAGUUCGAGGAAUGGCUGAUCAUGAACUUCCUAGGCCACCCGUUAUCAACAGACCUCCAGAGAAGAGACAAAGAGUCCCCUCUGCGUACAAUCGCUUCAUCAAGGACGAGAUCCAACGAAUCAAGGCUGGAAAUCCAGAUAUAAGUCACAGAGAAGCAUUCAGUGCAGCGGCUAAGAAUUGGGCCCACUUCCCACAUAUUCACUUCGGUCUCAUGCCCGAUCAGACCAUGAAGAAGAAUAACGUGCGCCAACAGGAAGGAGAAGAUGUUCUGAUCAACGAUGGGUUUUUUGCUUCUUCUAAUGUUGGUGUCACUACCCCUUACUAAGAAGUACUGGAGCUGCUACGUACUUCUCAUCUUGUUAAUUUUAGCUUCUAAUCUUAGUAGUUGGAGAAAGAUUUUAAGGUUAAGACGUUUGUCAAGUACUAUAACUAGUCUAAUUACUUCAUUACCCAUCUACUACAAGCUCUUCUAAUUAAUGUAGACAUCUGAUGUUCCUAGCA